Messenger RNA from Scatophagus argus, 3371 nucleotides. RefSeq names its product myotubularin related protein 1a (gene mtmr1a). The transcript is spliced from 17 exons. The coding region runs from base 1154 to 2875 and encodes 573 amino acids. Gene Ontology annotation, molecular function: phosphatidylinositol-3,5-bisphosphate 3-phosphatase activity. The record is from RefSeq and is a predicted model, not a curated record. Gene Ontology annotation, biological process: dephosphorylation. Lineage: Eukaryota; Metazoa; Chordata; Actinopteri; Scatophagidae.
ACAUCCCCAAAAGUGAAGGCAAAACAUUUGGAGCCCCCUGGUGGCUGACUGCAGCACAGCCACAGUGGUGCAUGCAGAUGCAGUGGCCUUAUUACCGAAACACCUGUCACCUGUGUAUGAGUAUGAGUUAACGUAAAAAUAACCACGCUACAAUGCCAAAAGCUCACAAGUUCCAUGUAAAUCUGAAAUUACAGUGGAAGGAAGUAAAACUCUUGCGACAAAAGAAAACACGGUCAUUCAUCUUUGCGUUGCUUUCUGCAAUAAAAUGUCCAAAAAUGACUAGUUAAGUUGUGCAACACACAUUAAAUGUUUUCAACAAUGUUCACAAAAAUCCAUCAUUUUAUUCAAGGUAAUGAAACAUUUUCUUUUGGCCGCUGUCACCAUAACUUUUCGGAGACGGUCAUAAAUGAACCUGGCAAACUUGACUAAACGUAACAUGACGAAAAGCAUUAAAGCUUUUCCUCGUCUGUGAAUAGUUCCGCUUGAGUCACGUCAGAUGGACUUUUAUCAGCAGCGGCGGAUGUUUAAUAAUCAACGACUGCCUUGAUUGCUUUUCCGCAACAGAAAUUACAUUGUGUGGAUUUAAUUAAUUCAUUUACCAACACGGUGGACGUAUUAAUCAGUUGAAGAGAUAUUAGAGAAACAAGGUUGUCACGUUUUGCUCAAUUCCAGUCCAAUGCCAUCCUAAAUCACUGAUUUAUAAUGUGUAGGACUUAUUUCUGAUGACUUGGGAGCGUGGAGCACCGUCAGCACAAACAAUGGGAUGGGCUGUGCCUGUAAACAGAGUUCAAAAUGUCGGCAGUCGCUGAGGUAGCUGGAGUGACUGGCGUUGAAUGGGAGCACUUGGAAAUCCGUCCUUGACACGGUCAUUUUAAACUCAGGACAUCGUAUGAUAAAACUGGUUACACUCUUCUGGACCUCAGCCAACCAGCUCAGGUAAAACGUAUUAUUAUGUGAAUGCAGACUGUGUACGCGUUGACAUAUUUGGCGUGCAGGCACCUUGUCACCUCCCUGCAACGACACACCAGGCUUAGCACAGCAGAGAGUGCAAGAUUCACAAGAUGAAGGGCUUUGUUACCAUGGAGAACGUGAUUCUGAGCAUCCUUCCAAUGCUUUGAACCUUCCAGCUCUGAGAUACGGGGUUCAGGUCAGAAUGUUCCAGAACCAGGUUCCUCUGCUACCAGGAGAAACUGUCCAAAUGACAGUCAAGGACGUGAUGUAUAUUUGUCCGUUCAGCGGCCUGGUUAAUGGAACCCUGACCGUCUCAGACUACAAGCUCUAUUUCGCCAGCGUGGAAAGGGAGUCUCCUUUCAUUCUUGAUGUGAACUUGGCGGUCAUAAGCAGACUGGAGACCAUCAGCGUUCCCAACCAGGGAGAAAACACCAAAGGACUGGAGCUGGUCUGCAAGGAUAUGAGGAGUCCCAGGUUUGCUUAUAAGACAGAGGAAGGGAACCCAGAUGUGGUGGAGGUGCUGAGCAAACAUGCCUUCCCCCUCUCUCACGACCUGCCACUGUUUGCCUUCCUGUACAACGAUCAGUUUCCUGUAGAUGGCUGGAAAGUAUACGACCCCACAGCGGAGUACAGGCGUCAGGGGCUACCCAAUGAGAGCUGGACCAUCAGCAAGAUAAACAGCACCUAUGAGCUGUGUGACACCUAUCCCUCCAUCCUGGUCAUCCCCACCAACAUCACAGAUGAAGACAUAAAACGAGUGGCUGUGUUCAGAGCCAAGCACCGCAUACCGGUCUUGUCCUGGAUUCAUCCGGAGUCUCAGGCCACCAUCGUACGCUGCAGCCAGCCGUUAGUCGGACCUUCGGACCGUCGCUGUAAAGAGGACGAGCGCUUCCUGCAAAUCAUCAUGGAUGCCAACGCCCAGUCCCACAAGCUCACCAUCUUUGAUGCUCGACAGAGUAGUGUAGCAGUAACCAACAAGGCAAAGGAUGGAGGCUAUGAAAGUGAGAGUUUCUACGCAAACGUAGAGCUGAACUUUCUGGAAAUCCCCAACAUCCAUGUAAUGAGGGAGUCUCUGAGGAAGAUGAAGGAUGUGGUUUAUCCCACCAUAGAUGAAGCUCACUGGCACUCGGCUAUUGACCAGACACACUGGCUGGAGUACAUACGGCUGUUACUAGCAGGAGCGGCAAAGAUAGCUGAUAAGCUGGAGUCUGGGAAGACAUCAGUGGUGGUCCAUUGCAGUGACGGCUGGGACAGAACCUCUCAGCUCACCUCUCUGGCCAUGCUGAUGCUGGACAGUCACUACCGCACCCUCAGAGGAUUCCAGGUUCUGGUGGAGAAGGAGUGGAUUAGUUUUGGACAUAAAUUUGCUGCUCGUGUGGGCCACGGUGACGAGAACCAUGCUAACUCGGAACGCUCGCCUCUCUUCGUCCAGUUCAUCGACUGUGUUUGGCAGAUGACUCGACAGUUCCCAGCUGCCUUUGAGUUCAAUGAGUUGUUCCUCAUCACAGUCUUGGACCACCUCUACAGCUGUCUGUUUGGUACAUUCCUCUAUAACAGUGAACAGGAGAGAGCAGCCAAGGAGGUGCAGACAAAUACGGUGUCCCUGUGGUCCUACAUUAACAGCCAACCUGAGGACUUCACCAACCCCUUCUAUGUGGACUAUGAGCACCAUGUUCUGUACCCGCUGGUUUCCUCCAGACAUCUGGAGCUGUGGAGCAGCUACUAUGCCCGCUGGAACCCUCGCAUGAGACCACAGGUGCCAGUGCACCAGACUCUGAAGGAUCUGCUGAUCCUCAGAGCAGAGCUGCAGAAGAGAGUGGAGGAGCUGCAGAGAGAGGCCUCCUCCCACUCCCUGUCAUCUUCCUCUGAACACUCCCCCUCCCCCACACACACCACAGGAACUCCACUGCACACUGCUGUCUGACAAACGCACACAGACACGCAUGUUGGAUGCAUGUUUUAGCCUAAUUACCGCAAAUACUGAGGCUAACACUUGUUUACAAUGUGAGGGAGGCUUCACAAUAUAAUAAUAUAAUUUUAUAUUAACAUUCCUAAAUAAUUUUUUUGCGAUGUUAAAAAGAAGUAUUUCAAGGAAGUAUUACAACUAGCCUUUAACAACUGUCAGAGAUUUAAUGAAACUCUUAUUAUUAUUUGUAUUAUUCAAACAGUAAGGCAGACCAACUCACCCUGAAGUGUGUGAUCCUUUCAAGUCAGCCACGACCGCACUCGACUUGAUUCGCAGUUCCAUAAAGUUGCCACCGGUUUUAUGUACAGUGUUUUAUUGUUGUAAAAAGAAUUGUUACUCUUUGUCUCAGGGCUGUGUUAUUCACCUAACUGCAGAAGACUGCCAGUGAUGUUACAAAUCACUGCAGUUACCAGUCGUGUUAUAUGAUAUAUUAAAACCACUGCAUGAUAUCUCA